UGAACUCAAGAUAAGAAAAUGAAUAAUGUUUCUGUUAAUCGUAAAUGAAGAAGAUACAAGCGUUUAUAUACAUCAUAAGCUAUCCGGUUUAUACCGGUUCUAACUAACCAAAUCACAAACCAACUAUACAUACUCUAAUAUAUCGAAUAAAAUCAUUUGAUGUCCUAAAUGUUCCUCCGCUGAUCUGACGGGUUACACAAGUGACACGUCAAUAAAAAGAAACCAUUAAUAUCAAAUAUAUAAAUGUAUAUGCAAAGAAACAGCGAUAUUAGAACAUGUAGAAAGAAAAUAUGGAAUUAGAGGACUUUUCAAGUUGAGAUUUUUUAAACAAAAAAAAACUAUUUUAAUAAUUUUGAAAUGAUAAUAUAAAAAAUGAUGAUAUAAAGUAUGGUUUACACUAAAUUUCAGAAUUUCAAACUUCUUCUUUUGAAUUCAAAUAUUUUCAUUAUUUCAAACAUUAUGACAUUUUAUACUUUGAAUACUUUAUAUAUAUAUAGAGUAUGUAUACUGUUUGAAAUUAUGAAAGAAACAUGCAUAGAAAGAAAGAAAUCAUUCUGUUCUCUUGAAAUAAAAAAAUAAUGAUCAUUUAUUUCGUUUUCGUAUGGUUCACCAAACCUACGAUCGAGCAUGCAUCUUUAAUCAAGUUUACGUUUACACUAAGGUUCUGUUGAGAAUGUCAUGUUUAAACAUUUAUUUAACACAUGGAAGCAGUCAUAUCACGUCACAUAGAGGGCCAUAGAGACAUAUUUAAAUGAAGAUUACCCGCACCUAAAGUACCUAACUCUACUUGUAAACUUGCCUUUGACAAAUUUAAUAUAGUUUGACAAAAAGAGAUACUUACUACGAGAGUACCCGCACCGGCUGAGGGAAACCGGAGAGGACGGCUGAUUAAGUAGCUUCCACCUUCAAGAUCGAUUCUUGCUCCUCCAAUAUCAUUUAUACCCUCCAUCAAUACUCCAUGAUUUGGACCAUCAAACGCAUCUUCCAUAGCUUUUAUAAUAUAGCAUUCGCGGUAUCCAAUUUCCCUAUGGGAUCGGCACCAUAUGAUGCACUCGUGGACCGAGUACUACUGCCUACACCAAGCAUGCAUCACAUAUAUUUCAUGUCAUCUAAUCAAACAAAUAACCUAAGACAACAGCUUUUGAACAAAAGUCAAUCAUACAUAAACGGUACGAUCGUCAUGAUAGAUAAGGUUAUAUUUACCCGAGGAGGUGUAGGAGCCAGGAGGACUAGAGGAGAUAUAAAAGCCGACAGAUUUAGACGAACAAUUGAUGUCUUAGAGCAUUUCCAAUGUAAAACUCUAUUUUUUUCUCUAAAAUGGAGUAAAAGUGAAAAUGAAGUAAAAUUGAUUCAAUCCUAUUCUAUUUCCCAUUUCAUUAUAGAGUGAUGAACAAAAAAAAAAUAGAUUACUCCAUUUAUAGAGUAAAUUUUAUUAUGGAGUGAGAUAUAGAGUUGGGUUGAAGCAUUUCUUACUUCAUAUUCACUUUUACUCCAUUUUAGAGGAAAAAAUGGAAUAUGGAUGAAGAUGCGCCCUUAACAGCUUGCAUUUCUUCUGUUUGAAGUCAUUUGGUUUUGGUAGUCCUUGUCAAUAAUCUUCCCUAAGCCAACUAAUUAAUUUUCUCUGAUUUAUUUCACUAAAUGAAAUUAAUUUCGAGGCUUAUAUCAUUUUGAAUACCUUAAGUUACUCCAUUUCCUAUAAAUUGGUUUUCUUCAGUCACACUUAAAAGCCCUAACUAAAGUCCCUCUUAAAGUUUACAAAUGGUUUGACUUAUAAAUAUGAAGUGUUAGCAAUUAGCUACCCCAUCAUGCCAUACUACUAGGUGAAGCUGCCUCUUCUUUUCUCCUUACGAAUUUACACAGGAACAUAAUCUAUAAUAUAAUGAGGGAGUUUCUCUCCUCCCGAGGUGACACGUCAGCACUUUUUAAAGGGGCCAAAUAUAGUAUAACACUUACGUCGACCUGGCUAUAACAACUAAAGUCUACUUGGCCCAGUGGUAUAACCUGCUCAUAAUAAAGCUUGGGUGUACGGGUUCGAAUCCCCCUGGCUUCCUUUUUAAUUUUUUUCUAUUACACCUUCAUCCACGAAGUCGCCACGUGUCCCAUUUACUUAUACGUAUGGGCUUUGUGUUUCAAUGGGCCGAAUAUAUUUUCGUAUAAGACUUACGUCGCCCUGGCUAUAACAACUAAAGUCUACUUGGCCCAGUGGUAUAACCCGCUCAUAUUAAAGCUUGAGUGUACGGGUUCGAAUCCCCCCGGCUUCCUUUUUAAUUUUUUUUUUUAUUACACCUUCAUAAUGGGCCGUUACUUGCUUCCUAGAGCCCAAGCCGUGCUGUAUCCAAUACGUCGUGGUGAAACGCUGUGUUUUCUUCUAGGGUUCACGUGAGUUCAUCUUCACAGCUCCAGGAGAAGAGACGACUUCGUUUGCGCAGCCGAUCCUUCACCUUCCUUCCUUCCUUCCGUAACUCAUCUCAUUAACGCACAAUUACACCGCCGCUGAUACGAUUUGGCUUCUUCUAACGCUUCUCCAGUCUCCAUUAUAUAGCUUCUUCCAAGUUUCUCCGGUCGCUAACGCCGUCGUCGCCCGAUCCACAUUCAACUCUCUCCGUCUCGGACGAACUUCUCAGUUCUUUGUUGGUCGUCUAAUCCGCUUCUGGGAUUCCCGCAACAUCAAGAAGAAUGGGGAGUUCAUGGGGAUCACGAUACUCCUCCUCGAUGAACUGGACUCGGUUAUUCACGGGUUCAUUCCCGCUAAUCGAGCGAGUCACUACCGUCCUGAUCUGAAGUCUGGUUCUAUAGUAAAAGUGGAUCGUUUUGAAGUUGCAAGGUGCGCUCACACGUACAAGAUCACAGAGCAUCAGUUCGUGAUCCGUUUCACCCCUUCCACGCGUAUCUGCGAGGUCCUCACUGACGCGCCUGUGAUCAACUCUGAAAAAUUCAUGGUGCGGCGCUACAACCACCUUCACGUUCUCUCGAACACGAACCUGGAGCUCCCCGACGUCGUGGGUGAGAUACGCUCCGUCCAAGGGUCCGAUCUCCGGAACGAUGCAGCAACAACCAGAGUGGUGGUCCGCCUCUUAAUCGAACCAGAUGUGACUGUCUACUUAUCUCUGUGGGAUGAGGCUGCAUCGACCUUCAGGGGUCUCUUGAAAGCAGGCGAUAAGACCAAGUCUGUGAUGUUGGUGACCACGGUCAAUCCUAAACUAUUUGGAGGUAACAUGUACUUGAACUCCACACCAGGGACUCGCUUCUUUUUCGACACCAGUCUCCCUGAGAUAGCAACGUUUGUCAGCAUGGUUGGAGGUGAAUCAUCCAAAGUGUUUCCUCUUGUCGACACUCUCCAAGGAAUUAAGAAGAAGGAGCUUGUCUCAAUAGCAGAUCUCAACACUUUCAUCUCCAACUCCAAUGAGCAGACUCAGGAGGCUGAUUUCUUCUGCAAAGCACGGAUUGUUGGUGUCGUCCAUGAGAAUGGGUGGUCCUUUGUGGCAUGCACUGGCUGCAACAGAAAAUUGGAGAGGAUUGGAACUUCACUAAGCUGCAACAGAUGUGUAACUGAUGCCGUUACCGGUGUUGUCAGGUUCCGUGUUGAGCUUGCUGUUGAUGAUGGCAACGAUAGCACCACAUUUGUCGUCUUUGAUAAGGAGAUGACAAAACUUACCCAGCAAGAUGCUGCUGUCCUCGCCCUCGAUGAGGCUGCAAAUGGCGGAGAGGAGAACCUCCCAAUCUGUCUUGAAGAGCUAACUGAUAAGGAGUUUGUGUUCCAGAUCCGUGUGACACCUUUCAACUUCACACCAAACCACCGUACUUUCACUGUCUCGACUAUAACUGAAGAUAUCAUCUCGCUGACCCAUGGCAAGGAGGAAGAUGAGAACAUUCUUGGAGGCAAUGAAGGUGACAGCGGGUUGAAAGCACCACCUUCGGGUCCGUCUGUUUUGGGAGAGAAUGUCGGGGAGGAGUGUGGUACCACAGAUCCCCCAGAGAUUGCAGUCACUCGGAACAACCGCAAGCGCUCCCGUGAGUGAAUGGAAUGAUCCAUUCCUAUGAACCCGUCAACUACUUAGUUUUUGCGCUUUAAAAUAACUACUACUAUCUUUGUUUCCAUUUCAGACUUUGCAUAAUUUUCUUCUGCCAUCUUUUUCUGUUUGGAUGCUUAAUUUCUCUUUGCUUAUUAAUGAAAUAUUGACGGGUUCUACUUA
This is a messenger RNA of Brassica rapa (field mustard), 4193 nucleotides long. RefSeq lists its product as uncharacterized. Lineage: Eukaryota; Viridiplantae; Streptophyta; Magnoliopsida; Brassicales; Brassicaceae. The record is from RefSeq and is a predicted model, not a curated record.